Messenger RNA from Budorcas taxicolor (takin), 837 nucleotides. RefSeq names its product TNF receptor superfamily member 4 (gene TNFRSF4). Gene Ontology annotation, molecular function: tumor necrosis factor receptor activity; protein binding. Gene Ontology annotation, biological process: inflammatory response. The transcript is spliced from 7 exons. The record is from RefSeq and is a predicted model, not a curated record. Bases 1 to 837 code for a protein of 278 amino acids. NCBI's taxonomy places the organism in Eukaryota, Metazoa, Chordata, Mammalia, Artiodactyla, Bovidae.
AUGUGCGUGGGGACCCAGCCGCCCAGGGCACCGGGCUCAGCCCUCCUGCUCCUUGGGCUCGUGCUGAGUGCUGCGGCCCAGCCCCACUGUACUGGGGACACCUACCCCAGUGGCAACAGGUGCUGCAAAGAGUGCCAGCCAGGUUAUGGGAUGGAAAGCCGCUGUAUCCACAACCGGGACACAGUGUGCAGCCCGUGUAAGCCCGGCUACUACAACGAGGCCGUCAACUAUGAGCCCUGCAAGCCCUGCACCCAGUGCAGCCAGAGAAGUGGGAGUGAACCCAAGCAGAGAUGCACACCCACCAGAGACACGGUCUGUGGCUGCAGGCCGGGCAGCCAGCCCCAGGACAGCUACGGCUACAAACGUGGAGUUGACUGUGCCCCGUGCCCACCAGGACAUUUCUCCCCGGGCAAUGACCAGGCCUGCCAGCCCUGGACCAACUGCACCUUGUUAGGAAAGCGAACAUUGCGGGCGGCCAAUAGCAGCUCGGACGCCAUCUGUGAGGACAGGAGCCCCCCGGCCACACCACCGUGGGAGACCCAAGGCCCUCCAGUCCAGUCCACUACUGCCAAGCCCACCACCUCCUGGUCUAAGGCCUCACAGGGGUCCUCCAUGCCCCACACAGAGCCCCCCAAGGCCCCUGAGCUGUCCGCUGUCCUGGGCCUCGGCUUGGGCCUGGGCCUCCUUGCCCCUGUGGCUGCCAUGCUGGCCCUGCUCCUCCACCACAGGGCCUGGAGGCUGCUGACCAACACCCCCAAACCCCCAGGGGGAAACAGCUUCCGGACCCCUAUCCAAGAGGAGCACACUGAUGCCAACUCCAGCCUGGCCAAGAUCUGA